GUGAACAGAAGCAAACGAAAAUACACUCUAAUAGAAUAAUGUUCUCUAUUCAAAAGGAAAACUGUUUUGUGGACAACUGUUCAAUCAGUGACUUUAAGAUGUAUCCUUGUGUUGACUUAAAUUUGGAAGCUAUUCCUUUGGCUGCAACAAAGUCGUUGGAAAAAUCGAAGAGGUCUCGCACGGCAUUUACCAGCCAUCAGCUUAUCGAACUUGAAAGAGAGUUCCAUCUUAACAAAUAUUUGGCUCGGACGCGCCGAAUUGAGAUUUCCCACCGUUUGGGUCUCACCGAGAGACAGGUUAAGAUUUGGUUCCAGAAUCGUCGCAUGAAGUUCAAGAAGUCGUCCAAUAAGAAACUGACCAAGGGAGAUUUUACCUCGGCUAUUACGACUAAUUCCAAAUCCACCGAGGAUCUCUUGGAGGACGAACUGAUCGUGGAACGUCUCCUGCAGUAUGUAAACACAAAUGUGGAAACAGUUCAAGUGCAACAGGAAAUUCCAUGUGUCCAAGGGGAGGGUCAUAUCACACCCCCUUAUCAGGCAUACGACUACCUACACGAGUUUUGCAAUGCUCCAAUGGAUCUUCUGCCUUUUAACGACCCUAAUACGAAUUGUUUGAGUAAUGUGCUGGGUCUUGAAGCAACCAUUCCUGCCAUUGAAAAUGUUACUGUGCCCAACACCAGUAGUUACGCCCAAGAUCAGCAAUUGGUUCAGAAUUACUGCUGGGACUCGAAUAGUACUGCUGCAGGUUCCACUUCAUCGGAGGAAAUUCUGGAUGUGGACUAUGACUUCAUACAGAGCUUAUUAGAUUUUUAA
This is a messenger RNA of Drosophila rhopaloa, 812 nucleotides long. Its product is annotated as protein zerknuellt 2. Bases 39 to 812 code for a protein of 257 amino acids. Gene Ontology annotation, biological process: regulation of transcription by RNA polymerase II. Lineage: Eukaryota; Metazoa; Arthropoda; Insecta; Diptera; Drosophilidae. The record is from RefSeq and is a predicted model, not a curated record. Gene Ontology annotation, molecular function: DNA-binding transcription factor activity, RNA polymerase II-specific; RNA polymerase II cis-regulatory region sequence-specific DNA binding. Gene Ontology annotation, cellular component: nucleus. The transcript has 2 exons.